Messenger RNA from Pistacia vera, 2903 nucleotides. RefSeq names its product pentatricopeptide repeat-containing protein At1g10270-like. The annotation marks the transcript as partial. The transcript has a single exon. The record is from RefSeq and is a predicted model, not a curated record. Gene Ontology annotation, molecular function: protein binding. Gene Ontology annotation, cellular component: chloroplast. NCBI's taxonomy places the organism in Eukaryota, Viridiplantae, Streptophyta, Magnoliopsida, Sapindales, Anacardiaceae.
CCCAUUUCUGCUCCUCCUCUCACCCGCACCUACGCCUUCUCCUCCACCGAAGAAGCCGCCGCCGAGCGCCGCCGCAGAAAACGCCGACUCCGCAUCGAGCCUCCGCUCCACGCUAUCCGUCCCAACCCGACGCACCCACCUGUCCGCGAUCCCAACGCCCCGCGUCUCCCAGACUCCACGUCUGCUCUCGUCGGCCCCCGCCUCAACCUCCACAAUCGCGUGCAAUCUCUCAUCCGGGCUGGCGACCUUGAUGCCGCUUCGUACCUGGCGCGUCAGGCCGUGUUUUCGAGCACGCGCCCCACGGUGUUCACGUGCAACGCGAUCAUUGCUGCGAUGUAUAGGGCGAAACGGUAUAGCGACUCCGUUGCAUUGUUUGCGUUUUUCUUUGAUCAGUCUGAUAUUGUGCCUAAUGUUGUGUCUUAUAAUAAUUUGAUUAAUACACAUUGUGAUGAGGGUAGAGUGGAUGAGGGUUUGAGAGUUUAUAGGAAGAUUAUUGAAACAGCGCCGUUUAGUCCUAGUGCUGUGACUUAUAGGCAUUUAACAAAGGGUUUGAUUGAUUCUGGGCGAAUCAGGGAGGCGGUGGAUUUGUUGAGGGAGAUGUUGAAUAAAGGGCAAGGCGCAGAUUCGUUGGUUUAUAAUAAUUUGAUAUCUGGGUUUUUGAAUUUGGGCAAUUUGGAGAAGGCAAAUGAGUUGUUUGAUGAGUUGAGAGAAAGGUGUUUGGUUUAUGACGGGGUUGUGAAUGCCACUUAUAUAGAGUGGUGGUUUAAGCAAGGGAAAGAGAAGGAGGCGAUGGAGUCAUAUAAGUCGUUGUUGGAUAGGAAUUUUAGGAUGACUCCUGCUACUUGUAAUACUCUUUUGGAGGUUUUGCUGAAGUGGGGACAGAAAGUGGAGGCGCAGGCUUUGUUCGAGCAAAUGUUGGAUAAUCAUCAGCCACCUAAUAUCCAGGCAGUAAAUUCGGAUACAUUUAAUAUUAUGGUGAAUGAGUGUUUUAAGCUUGGGAAUUUUUCGGAGGCAAUUGAUACUUUUAAGAAGGCAGGGACACAUCCAAAAUCCAAGCCUUUCGGUAUGGAUGUUGCAGGGUAUAAUAAUAUUAUUGCAAGGUUUUGUGAGAAUGGGAUGUUAGAGGAGGCGGAGAAACUGUUUGCUGAACUGUGCUCAAAGACUUUGACACCAGAUGUCACGUCAUUUAGGACGUUGAUUGAUGUGUACUUGAAGGUUGAGAGAAUUGAUGAUGCUUUGCAGAUGUUUAACCGGAUGGUGGAGAGUGGUUUGAGGGUGGUUGUGAGUUUUGGGACGAGUGUGUUUAGUGAGUUCGUUGACAAAGGUAAGGCUGCAGAGUGUGCCCCAAUCUUGACGAAAAUGGGAGAGAAAGAUCCUAAACCGGACUUCUUGAUAUAUGAUGUUGUGGUCCGAGGUCUAUGCAAUGAAGGCUUAAUUGACUUGAGUAGGGAUAUAGUUGAUCAAAUGAUAAGGCACGGUGUUGGUGUUACCCCUGCACUGCGGGAUUUUGUACGUGAGACUUUUGAGAAUUCUGGACGAGGUGAGGAGAUUGAGAGAAUUCUAAAUAUGGAUAGAUGGGGAUAUGCUGCUCCUCGUCCACCACCUCUAAUGACUGGACCACCACGAGUGCCUGGACAUCAGCCUUUAGGACCCAAUCAAAUGUCAGGACAGCAGCCUAUAGGAGGAUCCAAUAGAAUGGCAGGACAGCAGCACUUUGGAUCAAAUCAUAUGGCGGGGCAGCAAUCUUUUGGACCAAAUCAAAUGGCAGGACAGCAGCCAUUUGUUGCCCAUCAAAGGAUGGGGCAACAACCUGUAGGACCCAAUCAGAUAAGUGGACAGCAGCCUGGAGCAGCCAAUAAAAUGUGGGGACAGCAGCCUUCAGGAUCCAAUCAAAUGGCAGGGCGAGAACCUUUUGGAUUCCAUCAAACGACAUGGCAGCAGCAAAACGUAACACCUCAAAUGACAGGACAACCACCACCAGGACCCUCGCAAAUAGCAGGUCAGCAGCAAUCAUGGCAGCCUCAAAUAUCAGGGCAGCGGCCACCAUGGUCUCAGGUGACACAGCAGCCACCAUUUGGAUCCCCUCAAGAAGCAGAACGAAAUCCAUCAGGACCCUCGCAGAUGGCAGGUCAGCAGCAAUCCUGGCAGCCUCAAAUAUCAGGGCAGCAAUCAUCAUGGUCUCAAGUGACACAGCGGCCGCCAUUUGGACCCCCUCAAGAAGCACAACAAAAUACAUCAGGACCCUCACAAAUGGACAGUCAGCAGCAAUCCUGGAAACCACAAAUAUCAAGGCAGAAGCCAUCAUGGUCUCACGUGACGGAGCAACCACCUUUUGGAUCCCCUCAAGAAGCAGAACAAAAUCCAUCAGGACCACAUGAACGACAGGAGAGCCACCAAAGGAUAGCAGCCAACAGGUAGCAGCUUAUUUUUAAUACAAAUGGUUAUAAAUCGAACGACCUGGUCUCUAAUUUAUGAUUUAAGUUGCGGAAGCAAGAAAAGUGCUACAUUAUUGUUACCUGUUGAGUAUCAGUUAUUUCCACAAGUUUAAGGUGGCAAAUUUGCAUUAUUAUAAUAAUGAGGCAGUUUUUGCUGGGAAAGUUUUUGUGGGGCAAAGAUCUGGUUGUGACCCUCAUUGCACAUCUAUGUAACGUGAUGGGAUUGUUUUUCAUAAAUUUUGGACCUCACAUAUAAUUAAAGAUGUCUUAAUUGAUUAAUAGUUUUUCAUAAAGAGUGAUUUUCUUGAGGGUGUAAUACACGAGCAUUUUAUUCUCAUCUGGUUAUAUUACUCUCGUGGCAUUUUGCUGCUAAUUAUUGUACACCGUUUCUAGAAAUGCUUUUUGAGUACCAAGCACAGUUGAAUCUGAUUUGCCUUCCAAUGUAUAUAAUUUUGUAAUUUAAGUGCU